AUGAAGAUUUCCGAAGGUUAUGAAGCUGGCGCUACAUCUAAAUUACUACGGGAAACCGAUAGAGGUAAGAUGAAAAGCACGAGAGCACUGAAAUGGACACAUUAUUUUGUGAAAUAUGCAGCCACUGAGAACAGGUUUUUUCUUGCCUGUGAUGCGAUAAUAACUAAUUUCCCAGAUGCUCCAAUGGGAAAAGUUCCAUACUUGGUGGUUGACGAAGGCAAACUCAAACUGGGCCAAACGCUAGCCAUCUGCAGAUAUCUUGCCAAAUCACUACAACCCACCAGUUACUUCGCUGGUGCAACAAAAUCGGAAUCGGCCAAGUGUGACAUGUAUGCUGAAUCAUUUAUGGAUCUCUUCACCAUUGCAGUUGAGCGACAAUAUGAGCCAGAUGAAGCGAUGAAGGAGAAAAAAGAUGCUAUUUUUGAAAAGCAGUAUCCCGAGCGCCUGAGAAUGCUGGAGGAUCUGUUGAAGGAGAAUGGUGGAGAAAAUUUCGUCGGAAGAAAGAUAUUAUGGUGCGACCUUGUGGCGUUGUGCGUGCUAUCAAUGAUGGAGGAGCUGAAACCUGAUGUUCUACAAGAUUUUCCGGACCUCCAGACAUACUACGCAAACAUGCGUAAUCUUCCUGAAAUCAAAGAAUAUAUCGAAAAUGCGUGGCCACCAGCUGCUUCAACCGCAGCGGAAUAG
This is a messenger RNA of Ostertagia ostertagi, 684 nucleotides long. Lineage: Eukaryota; Metazoa; Nematoda; Chromadorea; Rhabditida; Trichostrongylidae. The record is from the annotation of a GenBank genome assembly.